GAAUGGCCAAAGUUCCAACAAACAGUGGCACGGGCAACAUUAGACAAUAUGAUUAAUGCUCUGACAAUGGUUUUGCAAAAUCUAAAAGAAGUUUCUACAAGAGGACGCCCUACCAUUGCUUCUCAACAUAAUUCAACAAACUCGACCAGGAGAGAUCCUUCUGGGUUUGAGUUAGUGGAGCAUAAAGACAACACUGUACUCUGUGUCGACAGCCUGGGGACAAUUCGCGUACUUGCCCAAGUGAAAGGUAAUGUUCAAAAUUAG
This is a messenger RNA of Dentiscutata heterogama, 264 nucleotides long. Lineage: Eukaryota; Fungi; Glomeromycota; Glomeromycetes; Diversisporales; Gigasporaceae. The record is from the annotation of a GenBank genome assembly.